This is a messenger RNA of Terrapene triunguis (Three-toed box turtle), 3981 nucleotides long. It is a transcript of the gene AGBL3, whose product is annotated as ATP/GTP binding protein like 3. The transcript is spliced from 21 exons. Gene Ontology annotation, molecular function: zinc ion binding; metallocarboxypeptidase activity. The record is from RefSeq and is a predicted model, not a curated record. Gene Ontology annotation, biological process: proteolysis. NCBI's taxonomy places the organism in Eukaryota, Metazoa, Chordata, Testudines, Emydidae. Bases 35 to 3223 code for a protein of 1062 amino acids.
UAACAUAGAGGGGGCGGGUCUGCAGAACAAUUUAAUGUUCACAUUUCUGAAGAUUAUGUCAGAAGAUUCAGACAAGGAUAAGCAGCUGAUAAAUCGCAUAAUAAGUGAUGAAUACAAUUCGGAUGAAGAUCCCUUUAACCCAUUUGUGGCAGAAGAUCUUGAGCAGUGUGCAUUUUUCACAGAUUCCAUUUGUGAUCAGCUUUUCCCACGGACAAAACAGAUUAUCUUGGCAUAUAACUCUGGGAGAUGGAUACCCCGGCUUCGUGAGCCUCGCAAUCUUUAUGGCAUAUCCCCUGCAGGCCACCUGAGCUUAAUACGUUGGCCACACCAAUGUGAGGUCAUCAGGGACAGAAUUGAGCACAUUGACUGGAUUCCCCGUGAGCCUGAGGCACUGUACCACCCAACGGGCCUGGAGCUCGAGCCACUGUACCAAUACCCCAGAGAGGGCACGGUGGUUUAUUCAGCAGAUGAAGCUAACGAGGAAUCCUGUUUUGUGUAUUCUCGAGUAGGAGGUAGCUUCCCCUCAAAGCAGGUCAUCGCUCAAGAUUGGGACAACACUUUGAUCUUUGAAGCACGUUUUGAGAGUGGGAAUCUGCAAAAGGUGGUCAAAGUUAGUGAAUUCGAGUACCAGCUGACACUGCGCACUGACCUCUACACAAACAGACACACCCAAUGGUACUACUUCCGAGUAACCAACACUCAGGCAGGAAUGCCUUAUCGUUUCACCAUUGUCAAUUUCACCAAGCCCACCAGCCUGUACAACCAUGGUAUGCGUCCACUCUUGUACUCAGAAGUGGAUGCGAAGAUCCACCGAGUUGGCUGGCAAAGGACAGGAGAUGAAAUCAAGUAUUACAAAAACAACCUUGGCCAAGAUGGGCAUCAGUAUUUCUCACUCACUUGGACAUUCCAGUUCCCACAUGAUCGAGACACCUGCUACUUUGCCCAUUGCUAUCCUUACACCUAUUCCAACCUGCAGGACUACCUGGCAGCCAUCUCGAGAGAUCCAGUGAGGUCAAAGUUUUGCAAGAUCCGCAUCUUGUGCCAUUCACUAGCAAGAAACAUAGUGUAUGUUUUAACCAUCACCAGCCCCUCAGAAAGUGGCAAGGAGGCAAAGCGUAAGGCAGCUGUGAUUUUGACUGCGAGGGUGCACCCAGGCGAAACAAACAGCUCCUGGAUAAUGAAGGGCUUUCUGGAUUACAUUUUGGGCAGCUCAGGCGAUGCUCGGUUGCUCCGUGACACAUUUGUCUUCAAAGUGGUACCAAUGUUGAACCCAGAUGGUGUGAUUGUGGGAAAUUAUCGCUGCUCCUUAGCAGGUCAGGACUUAAAUCGUAAUUACACAUCAGACCUGAAGGAAUCUUUUCCUUCUGUUUGGUACACCCGGAACAUGAUCAGAAGACUGAUGGAGGAGCGUGACAUUCUCCUGUAUUGUGAUCUUCAUGGUCAUAGUAGAAAAGAGAAUGUCUUCAUGUAUGGCUGUGAUGGUGGGGAGCAAGCAGAGGUGCCAUGCUUGCACCAACGCAUCUUUCCUCUCAUGAUGAGCAAGAACUGCCCAGAUAAGUUUUCAUUCCCAGAUUGCAAUUUCAAAGUACAGAAAAGCAAAGAAGGGACAGGUCGAGUAGUGAUGUGGAAGAUGGGCAUCCGCAACAGCUAUACUUUGGAAGCCACUUUUUGUGGAUCUAAACUAGGUAAUAGAGGGGGCACUCACUUCAACACUGAAGACUUAGAGUCAAUAGGAUACCAUUUCUGUGAUGCCCUCUUGGAUUACUGUGAUCCAGACAAGAGUAAGUAUUAUCUGUGUCUGAAUGAAUUAGAGGAAAUGGUGAAACAGCAAGCUAAGACAAACUCAGAGAAUCUUAAUUGUGACUCAGAUGCCUCUGUCACAGAUGCCAUGUUAGACAAAGAUUCCAGUACCCACGUUUCUGACAGCUCAGACUCCAACGAUACAGCUGCACACGGGCUAAAACCAGAUACUCAGAGAAAAGCCAAAACGUUGGAAGAGAAUUUUCACAGCAUCACUAAGAACAGAGGAACUGGAAGCAAAAAUGUUUCAGUCUAUCUCCCCUUUAGUUCAAGAAGCAAUGAUGUCACCAAAGUCCAGACUAGCAGCAUGGCAUUACAUAAAAUACUUAAGGAAAUUGAUCCCAUGGUGAAAGAAGCUGUACCAGCUGUGCAAGCAAAUUACACAGAACAGUAUCUCAGUCCUUAUUUUCCUGAACAGGGAUUGGACUUGGACUGGACCAAUGUGUCCCAACCUCUAAAACAUUUCAUAUCCCAGAGACUUUUUCUCCCUCCUGCCAUCCUCAAACAAAUGUGCUAUAUAGGUUCAACAGCAGGGAAUGGGGCAAUCUCUGGGUGUCAGCUUCCCAAGGUGAUGAAUAGGCCGAAAGUGAAAGAAAAAAAGGCCCAGCGAAGAGUAAAGCUGCCUGUUACAACCUCCAUCAAGCAAGUGGGAAAAUGCUUCAGCUCUGAGAGACUGACUCAGGGUGCCGAAGAGAACAUUCUUGAAAAGAAUUGUUUGCCACUGGGGUUAGGAGAAAUCAUGUCCCAAGAUGCAACCUUACCUAAGAGAGCAAACCUCUAUUCACCGUUCUUCAAGAUGACAUCCCAAAGUGUAGAGAAGCACCAAGGCAGAAGGGUCACCAGCUGCACAGAAAAGACAGUUACCUAUCUGGAUCACAAUGCAAAGAGCAGUUCAAGCAGGGAAGAAAGAAAAGUGAAGAACAGGCCACCACUGAAAAGUGCAAGGUCCUGCCGAAACAGAACAAACCAGGAAGCGAAUGUUAGGAUGAUCAAGUCAUGCCAGACACAAGAAUCAUUGCAACUUUCUCUCCCUAUAGUGCUUGGUGCAAAGGGCAGGCAAUCCAAUGAAAGGUGUCAUGAGGGUGAACCACAGCCAAAAUCCUUUGGCCAGCACCGAGCAGACCUGGCAACUUGUUCAGAUAUGAAAGGGAACAUGGCCAGGCCUACAUUAUCAAGCAAAAUGAUUUUACUGCCCCAACAUGACAGCAGAGAAACAUUCCAUCCAGCAUCUUUGUUAUGUGCCAUGAAGAAGACAUCAACAAAAGGGUUAUUGUGCAAUAGUGAGACCAAGGCGGUGGCUAAGAGAAAAACUCUGGAGCCUGGGUCACAGACUGUACUUACAAGACCUUCCAGUCACAACUGGGUGAAUUUCCUGUCAGGCUUAGAAAUUGAUGCAAAUGUUGUGAAAAACCUUACAAGCUAAAAUAUACAGCCAGCCAGGCUCCAUUCAGACAGGACAUCAACACUGGGAAAUGAGUGGCUUCACAUCAGAUACCCUGAGGGAUUAGGACUCCAGUCCUGGGGAAACCCUUUGGCAGGAGUGCUCUGAAAAUGCAGCAGAAGUGUAUACAGUGCUAAGAAGUUUAGCCUCACACUGUCCUGAAAGACAGAGUCUAGAUUUCCGGAACCUCUGAGUGACAGCUAAAGAAGGCACAGCAUUUAAGUUUCUUUUCGAAUUUUUUCAUUUUUUAAUUGUCAGUAAAUUUCAGACAUAAAAAAAACCAGCUGUAUCAUCUGACUUCUUCAGAAUUAAAGUGAUGUCUGACCAGAAUGGACAACUAAAAAGGGGAAGGAUUUGUGUUACUCAAUUCAGACCCUACCAGCCACUUUAAGAAACAGUGCUAAUGGACUCCUAGGGGAAUUCCAUCCAGUUCUGUACUGCUGAAGGUUGCUAGUCACAGAUUAAGACCUUUGGGGGAAUAUAGGGAAUACAGAUCAGGGACUGCCUAUGCUAGAGAGUCUGGGGAAGUAAAGGAGGAUGCUGUUCCAUUGUGCGGCAAAAGCAAAAAGCAGAAGUGUAUUCUAAAAUUAAAAAGCUAAAAGUAAGUAAAGUGCCUUAAAAAAUUCCAUCUUGUCACAUGCCUUGCUAUGGUGCUGGAUCCCAGAUGUGACUAGAACUGCUGUCUUUGUUGCUGUCCAUCUAAUCCAUUGUGUUUAUGCCUAUUUAAUAUUUGUUCCUUC